Messenger RNA from Gavialis gangeticus (Gharial), 1437 nucleotides. RefSeq names its product osteopetrosis associated transmembrane protein 1 (gene OSTM1). Lineage: Eukaryota; Metazoa; Chordata; Crocodylia; Gavialidae. Gene Ontology annotation, cellular component: cytosol. The record is from RefSeq and is a predicted model, not a curated record. Bases 49 to 945 code for a protein of 298 amino acids. The transcript has 6 exons.
CGCUCCGGCGGCAGGAAGAAGCCGUUUCGCUCCCUGCCUGCCGCCGCUAUGGGCCCGCUCGGCGCCCUGCUGUGCGUGCUGCUGGGCCUGGCCGCCGGCGGGGGCCCGCAGCCCGGCGCGGGGAGCUGGGCGCUGCUGGAGGACGCGUCGGUGGCGCUGCUGGGCGCGGCGCUGCCCGGGGACCUGGAGCCCGAGUGCCGGGAGCUCUUGGCGGGCUUCGCCAGCAGCUGCGCGGUGCUGAGCGGCUGUCUGGUGCGCAGCGCCCGGCCCGUGCGGCUCUGCCAGAGCUGCUACCACCCCUUCCGCGCGGUCACGGAGCAGCUGGACAACAUCACCCGCGCCGUGGGGAAUUCUUCCAAGAGCUACAACUGCGCGAAAAGCCUCUUGAUGUCUGAUAGGUUACAGAUAAUCGUGGUGCUUUCAGAAUUCUUUAACAAAACUUGGGAGGAGGCCAAUUGUGCAAAUUGUUUGAAGAACAGCAGUGAAGGGCUAUCAAAUACUACAAUAGAGUUCCUGGACUUAUUCAAUAAAACACUGAUGUGUUUUGAACAUAACCUCCAGGGGCAAGCAAUUGGUCUGGUAGCAAGUAACUACACAGAGGUAUGCAGAAACUGUAAUGUAACUUAUAAAAAGCUGAAUACUCUGUAUACUGAAAUGCAAAGAGCGUCAGAGCAUGGAGAAUCAGAACACAGCAAGCACUUGUGUAUUGAUGUGGAAGAUGCAAUGAACAUUACUCGAAGGCUUUGGAGUAAGACUUUUAACUGUUCUGUCCCCUGCAGUGAUACAGUCCCAGUGAUUGCAGUUUCUUCAUUUAUCCUUUUCUUGCCAGUUGUGUUUUAUCUUAGUAGCUUCCUUCACUCAAAGCAGAAGAAGCGUAUACUGUUUCUGCCCAAGCGUAUCCAGUCAAAUGCCAGUCUUGUGAACAUCCAGGAAAAAUACAGCUGAGCUGUAAAGACAAAACCUGAAAACUGCAACUGCGGGUAUAUUGGAUACAAUUGUGAUGGAUUAAGGAUGGCACAAAAGAGGAGUUUAAUUAUGGUUCAGUGUAAUGAUACAGAGCUACACAAGUUAAACAGAAUGCUGUCUGACUCCUAAACGGGUAUAUUAACAAACAUGAGAAGGCAGGCCUUUGAGACACUGUAUAAGCUUUGGUUUUGAAGAAUAAUUUUGAUCUCUUCAAAUGUGCUGAAGCUUUUCUGACUUCAUGCAGGUUUUUGUACCUUUCUUUUGUACUUCUCUCAUUUCUUUAUUUCCUUUACUUUUUCAUUCACUAUAUUCACUCCAUAAAAAUCUAGUUUGUCAGUUCUUUUAAUUUCCUUGUAUAUUAGUACAGUCUAUAUCUGUUCUUUUUGAUGCGGUUCUUAUGACUUGGCAAAGUUUAAUUUAUAAUUCAUUGAAGGUUUUGGUUUAAGUCAGUAUUGAAGUUAGAACGUUUCA